Molecule: messenger RNA, 1572 nt
Organism: Rubroshorea leprosula
Lineage: Eukaryota; Viridiplantae; Streptophyta; Magnoliopsida; Malvales; Dipterocarpaceae
Source: the annotation of a GenBank genome assembly
CUUGACCAGAUUUUGUGAGAAACCAAUCUAUAGAUGACAGAGGGAAAAAAAAUAUCUCAGACAAAUGCCUUGAUUUGACCUGAAGGUGAGUGGAUUAAAGAGAUCGGACUCGUCAUCUUUUUCAAUCAUCACAGAGAAAAAUUCCCACAUUUUCUUACAUCAAAAUGAGUAGAAAAAUCCUACCCAGCACAGAGUUUCUGAGAACUGAGAAACAGUAGGCAGGAGAGGGAGUGAAGGGGAGGUCUCGUCGGUCUUUUACAUGGUCAACAAUAUUUUUCUAGGUUUUGCUGUCAGGUGAGGAAUGAAAGUACAAAACAGACCGGAGGUAAAGAGCCUGAAAUGUCCAAUCUAACCUUCCACAGUGAAAUCAAAGUCGACUCUGUUUCAUCCCAGUUCCUAAAUCCUCGGUUUCUCCGCUGUGGGGAAUUGUUCUUCAAAAGUUUGAUCCUUUUCAAUGGCUUAAUUUCCUCAACUUCUAUGAUUCUUGCUCCAAAUCUAUAUUUGGGAGCAAUCCCUCUAAAUCCUCGAAAUAGAUCAUACCGACCUCUUUCUCACAUCCGGGUAUCCGUGCUGAAAUCAAGAACGUGCGAGUGUUUUGAUUUGCAUAAGGAGCUUAUUCCAUACGGGAAGGCAUGGUCUUGGCAGAAACAGAUUGUUAAAGAGAAGAAGGAAUUAAUUGAAAGAAAUGGGGAUUGCCCGGAUACUUUGAUUGUUCUUCAGCAUCAUCCUGUGUAUACCAUGGGCACUGGUAGCUCAGAAGAGUACCUGAAUUUUGAUGUAAAGGAAGCUCCUUUUGAUGUUUAUCGAACCGAGCGCGGUGGGGAAGUAACAUACCAUGGACCUGGACAGCUAGUUAUGUACCCUAUUAUCAAUCUCAGAAAUCACAAGAUGGAUCUUCAUUGGUACCUCAGGGCGCUUGAGGAAGUGGUUAUACGGGUUCUUUCAUCAACAUUUUCUAUUAAGGCUUCCCAGAUUAAAGGUUUAACUGGCGUUUGGGUUGGAGAUCAGAAAUUGGCUGCAAUUGGGAUUAAAGUAUCUCAGUGGAUAACUUACCAUGGAUUAGCUCUGAAUGUCACCACAGAUCUAAAACCUUUCAAUUGGAUAGUUCCAUGUGGGUUGCGGAAUUGUAGGGUUGGAAGCAUAAAGGGAUUACUAGAAGAAUUCUGGUCAUCCAAAAGAUGCGAGAAAGCCAAUAUGCAUCAUCCUGAUGAUUGUCAGCUGAUUGAUAUCUCAUAUAAAUCCCUGAUUAAGGAAUUUUCUGAACUUUUCCAGCUUGAAGUCCACCAACAGACUAUUCAAAUGUUGGAUUUUUGAAUGUUUCAUUGAGAGUUAAGGCUUGUCUUAUAAUCCUUGAAUUAAAACUAGGUCUGAACACCAUGUGUAAGAUUUACUUACCCUCAACUAUUAGGGGUUUAUUUUAUCAUUAUUCUCUUCACUUGCAUUGCAUCCUGAGUCCUGUUUACAGAGAAGGAAGCUUGUUUCUAGUUUGAAGUUUUUACAUUCUUAUUGAAAUUUGAGGAAAAUUUUGCAAAAUCGUAAUGAUUUAGGAUCUUAUAAAUUCUCAUUUGCCUU